CGUGCGUGUGCGCGGUCACGGGGAGCGUGCGUGUGCGCGCCGUGUUGACGCGAGUGACUGAAGAGGCAACAUGUCCACCGCAGCCGCCGCGCAACUGAACAACAAUGAAGAACCGGGACUCAACGGGUCCUGGGUGGCGCUGGAAAUGAAUGGAAACACUCAACAGCAAAACCUCAGUUUGCCGUCGCUGCUGGGGAAUGGGAAUGAAGGCGAGUCCCCGGCUUCGCAGGCCGUUCAGGAGGAAGCAGAGGUGUUAACCGGAGGACUUGAGCACGUCCCAUCAUCCUCCUCUAUUCAUAAUGGAGACAUGGAGAAAAUAUUACUGGACGCCCAGCAUGAGUCCAGCCCCAGCAUCUCCUCCUGCAACAGCCCACCGCGACCAGACAGUCCAGAGAACGAUGAGGGACAGAUCAUGUUUGAUGUGGAGAUGCCCAGCGAGAGAGACUGUCAGUCAGAGGAUGAUGGUUUGGAGAAGGACAGAGAUGAAGACAUUCUCAUGAAUAAAGGGGAGAGUUGGGUGGCAGAUUGGUCCAGUCGACCAGAAAACAUUCCCCCAAAGGAGUUCCACUUCCGCCACCCGAAGCGCUCUGGAUCCGUGUCUCUCAGCAUGAGGAAGACGGGUGCUAUGAAGAAAGGUGGCAUGUUUUCUGCAGAGUUCAUCAAAGUCUUCAUGCCGUCAUUGCUGCUUACUCACAUCCUCGCCCUGGGACUGGGGAUCUACAUUGGAAAAAGGUUGAGCGCACCUUCCACCAGCUCGUUCUAAACCCCAUCAGACCCCAGUGCCUGGACGUCCCGUCUCGAGUGGAGAAAAAGCAGUGGCCAAACAUGUGUUCAUCAAUCUCUCUCUCAUCCACCCCACUGGCAUCUAGUGUUUGUUUCCGUGGUCCUGGUUCCACUGGUUCACCUGCCGUUUCUUGUUCUCUAAUGCCGUGGCUUAUUGACUUGUAGAUGUUUUUCUUUUUUUAAUUUGCAAAGGUACUACAUUUUCCGUCGACCCUCUGUACGCUGUUUUUACACGUUUGAGAUAGCUAUAUCUAGUCCAGCAAUCUAUCCGUCACUACAUCCAGGCGUUUAUUUCGGCGUGCUGCACUUCAUAGGCGACCGAACAGGGAGUCUGCAGUGGGUUUGUGAUGUACAGCGAGAACGUUCAACAUCUCAUUUACUCCGUUAGGUACCACAUGACAGAAUCACAGUAUUGUGCAGUAUUAAAGUAAAUUGGCUCUUAUCAAGAAAUCUGAUUCUGGGAGGGUUCUGAUGUUUUGAAUUCGAAAUCCAUCCAUUUAUUAUAAGCUUGAUUUUGAUUUAAUGUUUUAUGGGAAUGAAAGCUUUGUUUAAAGAUAGCCAUGUGAUGCUUUAUAUGCGUGGUGUUCUCGUGCCAAUAUGCCACGUAUUGUUCCAACAAAUAUUUAGAGACUUACUUUGCAUAGAAGUGUUCUCAAGCCAUCCGUUUCCUGUUCAAAAUACAUACAUUUAAAAACCUGCGGUUUAUGAACGACAUACUAAAGAACUGAUGAAUAAUAUUGAAUAACCUGUUCAGAUAUCUUCAGUACCUAUCCAGCCUUCCUGUCAAUGUGGUUAAGUUAGUUGGCGCUAAGGUUAAUAUAACAGCAUCACACACUUAUUAGCCUCGAUGCAUCAUAUCCUGCUGCUUCACACCGGGCUCACGGCGGUCUCUGACUGUGUAUCUCAGUGCCAAAGUGUUUCCAGUGUGAUAGUACAUCUGCCAAAAGUAUCGAUGCACCUUGUGCGAACAUGCUUUAAAGACGAUCGCUGCAGACUCUGUUUAGCUGUUUAUUUAUUCCGCGUUUUAACAACACCGUGAACUGUUGAUAUUCCUUUAUGAAAGUACAGUAGAUGUGUAUUAUAAGCUAUUCUGUACAUUUGUCAGGACAGUAGAGACAACGUAUUCCAUACCCCGUCUACAAAUGUUUAUGCAAUGUAGUGUAGCUUUACAGAUAAAUUUCUCAUCAUGUCCGAGUCAAAUUUCCCACCGAGAUCAAAAAUAAGAUGGGGAUUUAAAAUCAUAGUGUUUAAAUAUAGAGACGUUUUCGUUUGAGGAGAAUUGUGGCCUCAAUGUUCUUGCCACGCUUUGUAAGCUUCACUCUUAUGUAUUUUAGUAACACUUUAGCGGAGUUCUACGUUUUAUGAAGCAGUUUUUUUGCACCCAGAUCUUUGUGGCACCUUUCUCACCUUAUGCUUUUACUAUCUCGGAGGGGGAGUGAUUUUGCGUUACUUUAACUGCCCCAUUGCAUGCCGUGUUAUGUAGGAAGUGAAACUGACCCCUGCGUGGGGCAGAAGACGAACUGUGAAUGGAGAAGUUGUAGCUCAAGUCCGUAAUGAUAAACUAGCCCAUCCCUGUAUGUGUGGGGUGGGAUCACGAUCGUAUAUGUUUUACGCACAUUGUUAUGUUUUCUCUCUCUCUAAUAUAUGUUGUUGUUGCUUUUAUUUUUUGCUUGAAUCAUGAUUGUGGAUUCUGGAGGGCGGGGCCCUCGUGACUGACAGCUCCUGGAUGUGUUUCCUUUUGAUAGUGACUGGAGCGAUGAAGCAAAGAUCGUGUAGUUUCUUUUCAUUUGUCAGAUGGAGGAAAGCUGAAUAAUAUUAAAAUGACAAAUAUAACCUCAAAGUAACCUUUUUCUUUUGUUCUCAUUUCAUUAUUGGUUUGCGUGCCCAUUUUGAAUGUUAAGAAAGAUAUAUUAAAAUCGUUUAGAAAAGCAUGCUCUUGUUGAUUUACAUUCAUACCAUAUUGAAGCCGUAGGGUUUGAGAGGCUGUGCUAUACCGGUUUAUAGUUUAUUAAAACACUAUCUAUUCAUUGAAAUCAAAUAUAUGACUUAAUAUACUCAAAGGAUCAGUUCAGCUCUAAAAUGAAAAAGCUGUCAUCAUUUGUAAUUAUAAACUUGUGAUUUUCUUUCUUUUGCAACAAACAAAAGAAGAAAAAUGUUGGUCACCACAAGCCGUCGGGCCCCGUUGACUUCUACUAUAUGGACACAAAACCAGUCCAAGUCAAUGGGGUUCACCUGUUUUCUUUUACUUACAUUUUGCUAAAUAUCUUCUUUUGUAUUCUGCAGAAGGAAGAAAGUCAUACAGGUUUGAAAUAACAAGAGGGCGUGUAAAUAAUGACAGAAUUUUCAUUUUGAAGGUGAACUAUCACUUUAAACUUUUCAGUUUCCUGCUAAGGCAAAGUUUCAGUCAUGCUGAGGCACUGAAAUGAUGUAUCGGAAGAAAACAAAAAGGAAACUAGAACUGAAAUGGAAAUAAAUUAAAACUAAAUAACAACAUUAAAAAUAAAUAAAUAAUAAGCACAACAAAAUUCCUAAAAAGUGUGGUAAUAAAACUAAGGACAGAAUAACUGUAGCCUAUUUCAAGUAGCUUCAAUUAAAAUGCAAAAUUUAAUACAAUUAUAUGACUGUACUAUUAUCUUUUUUUUUUUUACAUUACAUGGUAUAGAAACAGUGGUUCUCCUGCACAUUUCGGGUUUGUUCUUUAUUUAACACAUCUGACUCUAACCAUAAUAAGAAGAGAGAAUAAUUUCUCAUGUUAUCUUAUAUAGAGAUAUAAAUGUGCUGUGUUGAAACAUUAUUGACCUCAGGACCAGAAUAUAAUAAUUAAUAACAAUGAAUCGUAUAUUAUUGGAUACAUAUGGACACAGAACAGGACAAAAUUGGGAAAUGUGUACCUGCUAUAGUCAACUUGUUUGUUUUUCAUGCUUUUUUGCCCAAAAGUGGAUGCAGCCAGAAUAGUUUUUGUAUCAUGUGAAUCUUACCAGUGGGGAAAACCUCACAACAGUUAUCAUUCUUCAUUGACAUACUUCAUAUUCAUCCAUUUUUUUUGACAAAGGCUGCUCAUGUAAGGUGAAAGUGGGUCGUGGCUAAUCUGCAGUCUGCAUGAGUGUGUGUGGUGUUUGAUAUACUGUCGAGUAAAGGGAGUGUCCUCUGACUGAAUGCAUGACUCUUUUGAGCACUGUGAAUGUGGGGUUUUGUAUUUUUAUGGUCUGUCAUUUCCGCAGACAGGCAAGCAUGUGACCUGGGGUCUGAAGGUGGUCUCUCCUGCCCUCAUGCAUGUUACAAGUAAAGAAAAAGCAUACAGGAGACGCUUUUAUUCUGCUACGUGCAAACUUUAAACGUGGAAAGCUUUUACACAUGUACUUUAGUAAUGACCGGGUGUGCUCAGGAACAGAUAAAAGCAUGAACGUAAAAUACAAUUUAUUCACCCUGAUUUCAAAACAGAAUGAAAAUGUUUUAUCCUUGGAAGAUCAAAAGGAUGAAUGAAUCUUCACACUCAUUUAAUACAACAACAGUUUCAGAUGACUAAAGUUAUAGGAAUGAUAUGAGGGUGAAUAAAUGAUGACAGAGUUGUCAUUUAAAGUGAACUAUUCUUUUUGUCUAACUUGAUCAGUGUUAGAUCUGGGAUGCUCAUAUCUCACUCCAUGAAGGAUUCUGGAGAGAAACAUCAGUCUGUUCAAAGAAUCUGAAACAUUUUUGGUUUAGUUUUUCUCUUGUACAUUUACCCGUACAGCUCUCUUUUAUGCACUACCAAAAAUAUAAAUUUUCCUUCACUUGCCUUAAAUAUUGCAUGCAAAACUAUCGUCGUUUGACCGACUGUGAAUCAUUUUAUUCUGACACGCACAUAGUAAACAUCAGCACACACAUACGGCCAUGUACAUCAUAUCUGUUAAUGAUGUUUAGUCUGUGAUCCUUCACAAAAAACAUCUUUUUGGGUUCGAAGUUGUCAUUUUCCGUCCUGAAUGUAUUGACUGUUUCACAACCCUUGUGUAAAUGAUGUCUUGUGUUUUGUUUUCACUUAAGAUAAAUGAUUAAGAAAUCUU
This is a messenger RNA of Triplophysa dalaica, 4823 nucleotides long. RefSeq names its product BCL2 interacting protein 3 like a (gene bnip3la). Gene Ontology annotation, biological process: mitochondrial outer membrane permeabilization; defense response to virus; positive regulation of apoptotic process. The record is from RefSeq and is a predicted model, not a curated record. The transcript has 6 exons. Gene Ontology annotation, cellular component: mitochondrial outer membrane; nucleus; mitochondrial envelope. Bases 71 to 763 code for a protein of 230 amino acids. NCBI's taxonomy places the organism in Eukaryota, Metazoa, Chordata, Actinopteri, Cypriniformes, Nemacheilidae.